CUAAUAUCUCCCUCUCUGUCUCUCUUGUUAUUGGGUUACUCUCUUGUCAUUCCCAUAUUUCAGAAAUAAGAACCGUCAAUAGUUAUUUUGCGGCUUAAGAAAUACCGCCCAUUAUUAAUUUGUCAGAGAGUAUUGAUUUCAACUUUGGAUCGUCAUCGAAAAUUUGAUUUUGUGAGCUUUUAUACGUUUUUAGUAGUGUCUCUAACCUUAUCAUAAUCAUAACCUAGCAGUAUACUUGUUUUGUAUGUAAAAGCAUUUUAAAUAUCAGGUUUUGGGUCGGAUUUCUUCUUGUAUUAUAAAGAUUUGAUAAUGGCAGGAUUCGCUUUAAAGGUUAAAUGCAAGGGAGGACAAAACAUAGUGAAAGGUUUGACAGCUCACAGCACAGCCUCAGAGCUCAAGCAACAGCUCUCAGAACUGUUUAGUAUAAAACCAAGUGAUAUUAAUGUCCUGGCUGGUUUCCCCCCUAAAUCUGUCAAUCUGAGUGACAAUAGUAUUACUCUGGAGGCCUUGGGUAUUUCAUCUGGAGAUACUCUCAUUGUUGAAGAGAAGUUAAAUAGUGAAGCAAAAGAGAAAAUUGCUGCCAAAAAAAUGGAGCAGGAGACACAAUACGCACACAUUGCUGAAAGCCAACUGAACUGUCCUGGAAUUCUCAUGCGCAAAGUUGUCCCGUCAGACAAUUCGUGUCUUUUCACUAGUAUUGGUUAUGUUUUGAAUGGUAAGGUUGAUCCGACUUGUGGGCAGUACAUGCGGAAAAUCAUUGCUGAAGCUGUCGGAUCAGACCCUGAAACGUACUCUGAAGCUAUUUUGGGAAAGCCUAACAAAGAUUACUGCACCUGGAUCCAGAAAACAGACUCUUGGGGUGGUGCCAUUGAGUUAUCAAUUUUAUCCAACUUUUAUGGGAUGGAGAUGGCUGUAGUGGAUACUAUAAAUGCCAUUGUAAACCGUUUUGGUGAAGACAAGUCUUUCGGUAACCGUAUAUUCCUCAUUUUUGAUGGAAUUCACUAUGAUCCCCUAUUCCUUGAACCCUUAACACCUGAUGGCACUAUCCAAACCAUGUUUCAAGUCGAUGAUGAAACAAUGCUGGAGAAGGCUCGUCAGCUUGCUCUUGAAGCUCAAUCUAGUCGUCAGUUCACAGAUGUUGAUAAAUUUACACUUAAGUGCCUUAUAUGCCAGUCAUUCCUCAAAGGGCAAACAGAAGCUCAAGUGCAUGCUAAAGAGACUGGUCACAUGAAUUUUGGUGAGGUAGCAGCCUAAUUUUCUUCAGUCACUUUAUCUUGUUUAUGUAGUAUUCUUUCGACUUCAUUUACCUAAAGAUUUUCCCCAAUGGAAAUUUAAUGUGGUGUCAUGUCAGUCUAGACAAGCAGAAUGAUAUGGUUUCUAUUAACAACAUAGAUGUUAGCCUGUUUUUUUUUUCCCACAUCACUUUUGAAAAUUAUGUCAUAGUUCUACCAAAACCCUGUACCACCAUAUAUCGAACAAAUUACAUCUAGUUGAAUGAAUUAUGUGAAAAACUCCUCAUACAACUAAUUUUUGGUGGAAAUUUACAAUUUAAUCUGUGUUAUUUUUAAGGGGUCUAUGAUGCUUUCUCAAUUUUAUGCACUGUAGAGCAAUGUGAUGCUGUUGAUCUUAUUUGACAAAGAGAAGGGUAGAUGGUAGCUCUCUUGCUGCAGCUCAUGUCAUAUAUUGUAAUAUUUUCAGGGUAUUUUUGUAGAGAUUGUUACCACUAUUCCUUACCACAAUUUAUUUGAUUAGCAACCAGGAUGAGACUGAUUUAUUCAAUGAACCAAAUUGUGUUGUUAUAUUUGUAUAGUCAGCAGUAGAACUUUUAUUCUUAAGAUUAUAGAAAGCUGUUUUGUGAAUGUACAAAUUAAGAGUUACUGUGCCCACAUCCUUCCAGAUGCCUGCAAUAAUUUUGUUAGCAGCUAUUUUGCAUCUUUAGUGUAGUGAAGUCUUUGUAAAUUGUAUUGUGUUGGAGUCAAUGAAAUCAGAGAUCUUUUAUUUACCUGAAAAAUAUAUAUACCUUUGCUCUUUUAAGCUCAAAGACAAUGGAUCUUCUAAUAUUAGAAUUAGGGAUUCAAGAUUUACCCGUGGUAGAAUACUUCAUAACACUGCAAAGAGACAUUUAUUAUGAACUUGUGAAUGUGUAUGUAACAUUUUGAUGAUAAUAAUUAUUGUUAUUUAUGCAAUAUCUAUUGUGUUUUCACAAUGCAUGAACUUUGGUUUUUACGAUGACAUUUUGUUGAGUGCAAUAUUUAUAUAUAGCUUUAUAAAUAUGAUAUUUUAGGGCAAUGGGUUUAUGUUUGAUUUGAGUUUAUCUUUAUGCUCUGUUGCUUUUUGAUCAGCCUAGCAUGUGCACUAUUGUGGUGCUGUGGAUCCUGUAAUUUUAUGAUUUUGUAGUGCUCAAGAAUCAACUUAACAAAUGGGCUCUAGUGAUAAAUCUAAUCUGUCUGAAGUUUCAAAAAUUUCAUGUGUGCCAAAGCUGUUGUAUGUGUUAAGCUGGUACAGCUUCCCCAAUUAUCAAGGAUGAAGGAUUCCCAUUUAUUUAUUGUGUACUUAAAUGUAAUGAGAGUCCAUACAAAUCCUAAAUUAUUUCCUGACUGCAAUUAUCACAGCAUAUCAGACUGACUACAAUCAAGAGUUUUAUUAACUGUGAUGCUGAAACUUCUAGGUUUGCGAACAAGAAUUUUUGAUGCCAUAAAAGAAUGUUUUGAAAUGACUUUAGAUGCUUCUAUUCUGUUUGAUUUGUGUAGUCUAGCCCCCCCCCCAUUAUCUGACAAAAUCUUUACUUAAAAGAGAUAACCCGAGAGCGAAACGCGAGAGCCCAUGAAUGUCUGGCUGGCGAAAGCGCUCAGGGAUCAACUCUCCUAACUUAACUAAGCUUAAUUUGUGAUUAUUCUUCACUGCCUGUAACACUAUGACUGAUAAAUUUCAAUGAGCAAUAAAGAUGAAGACUUUAA
Frankliniella occidentalis (western flower thrips) is the source of this 2957-nucleotide messenger RNA. RefSeq names its product ubiquitin thioesterase OTU1 (gene Yod1). The record is from RefSeq and is a predicted model, not a curated record. Bases 310 to 1254 code for a protein of 314 amino acids. The transcript is spliced from 3 exons. Lineage: Eukaryota; Metazoa; Arthropoda; Insecta; Thysanoptera; Thripidae. Gene Ontology annotation, biological process: endoplasmic reticulum unfolded protein response; protein deubiquitination. Gene Ontology annotation, molecular function: cysteine-type deubiquitinase activity; protein binding. Gene Ontology annotation, cellular component: nucleus; cytosol.